This is a messenger RNA of Ipomoea nil (Japanese morning glory), 4090 nucleotides long. RefSeq names its product disease resistance protein RPM1-like. The coding region runs from base 1204 to 4068 and encodes 954 amino acids. Gene Ontology annotation, molecular function: ADP binding. The transcript has 3 exons. NCBI's taxonomy places the organism in Eukaryota, Viridiplantae, Streptophyta, Magnoliopsida, Solanales, Convolvulaceae. Gene Ontology annotation, biological process: defense response to other organism. The record is from RefSeq and is a predicted model, not a curated record.
GAUAUUAAGCAUAGAAAAUAAUUCCCCUUGUCUUCCACUCUUCCUCUAUUUCCCGUCAAAGAGGAAGUGCCAUUUUUCUUCCUUCUUUUCCCAUGCGCCGGAGCAGACAAAAGGCAAAUAAAAAAAAACUCAUUUUUCCAUGUCUGGUUUUCACCCUUCUACACGGCAUACACCACACAUGACGCAAUGCACAAAACCAAUAUUGUACAUGUUUGGGAUGAACAAAAAUAGCAUAAUUGAAAGAUUUGGUCCAAAAAAAUGACCUUUUUUCCGAAGGAAGGAAUGGUCCAUUCCUAACAAACUCUGCAAUGUCGUGUUCUUGCUAAUCUGCAGCCUGCUUAAUGUCUAGCCUUGGAUAGGGCUAGGACAAACAAAGAAUUUUGUGCAGCUCCCGACAGCUGCAGUCAGUCUGGGAGUUACACUCAAUGUGAUAGGCUCUCUUGUGGACACACGGGUCCUUCCACCUAAUAAAUCGUUGAGUCACCGUAAUUUAUCCUUCACUCCUGUCGGGCCGGAUUCUCUUGUAGGCACUAGACAAGGUCCUCCCCACCUAGUCAUUGUAAUUUAUCCUCCACUAUCCUGUCAGACCGGGGUGUGGGGCCCGGGCCAAGAGAAUUUCGCCCGGGCAAGAGAGUUUGCUGUGGUGUGAAUAUGUUCUGGUGCCAUAUAUAGCAAGUAUCUGAUAAAAGAUUUCAAGAACAUGAUGUAUCUAAUACUGCCACUUUGUGUAUCCAACUGGUGAUUCUAUCACUAAAAAUGCAGUGCCAAUGAGGAUUAAGCUCUUCAGUCUUUCAUAUAGUCUUCUGCCACCCAUUCAAGUUGGUUGACAGCCAGGACCCUUCUCAGUUGAGUUCUUUAAUCUUUAGUUUUGUUUUGUUGUCUUAUACUAUUGGUUUAUUUGAAUUUUCAAAUAGCUUUAUGCAUAAACUAUGAUGUCAAAGCAGACUUUGGGUUGGCUUUCUAUCUUCAUCUACCUAACAGAAGUUCAUUUGCAUGGCAAUUUCCUAUCUUUACUGAAAUUUCAGUCUUCACAUCCUAGAAAGUUAUUAAGAAAUCUCACCACACUUUCACAAAAUCAGUGUUUCUUCUUUGCCUCUAGAGUCUAUAUGUUCAUGUAUGAAUUGAUGCAUAAGUUGCUAUAUCGCCUUGUUGAUAACUUCAGAAUAGAAACCCCUCAUGAAGACAAGAAAAACCUGAGUAUAGAUGAAUGUAUGCAUGGGAGAUUAUUUAAUUGAAUUUAUUCUUGAGAAUGUUACCCUUUUAUUGGAAGAAAAGGUGAAUUUAUUGAAGGGAGUCAAGGAGGAAGUUGAGUACAUCAGAGAUGAACUGGAAAGAAUGAUAGCUUUCCUUGGAGUAGCGGAUUCCAUGGAAGAGAAAGAUGCAGAACUCAAAGUGUGGGUUAAGCAAGUACGAGAUGCAGCCUAUGAGAUUGAGGAAACUCUUGAUCAGUUUGUUCUCCAUCAGACUAAUAUUUGUGCUCAAUAUCAACCCUUCAAUUUCCUUGCCAGAUUAUGUCUCAAAAUCAGUAAACUGCGAGCUCGCUUGGCUAUUGCUUCCAAAGUUCAAAGCCUCAAAUCAAGAGUGAGCAAUAUUUCUGAGAGACAUCAACGAUAUCGUUUCAAGUUUAAUGUCCCGGACCAAGGUUCAAGCUUGACACCUGCCAACAGCUUUGCGACUGAUUGUAGAGGUGAUGCACUUCUACUCGAAGAAUGUGAGCUUGUUGGCAUUGAUGGCCGCAAAAGACAAGUAAUUGGCUGGCUUUUGGAGGUGGGUUCCGGGCUCAAAGUUGUUUCGAUUGUUGGGAUGGGAGGAUUGGGGAAGUCCACUUUGGCUAAGAAAGUUUAUGAUGAUGCCACAGUGAGGAAACAUUUCCACAGCCAUGCUUGGAUAACUGUCUCCGAGUCUUUCAAGAUCGAGGACGUUCUCAAGGACUUAGUUCAACAGCUCUUUGAUGAAGUAAAGAAAUCGCUUCCUGAAGGACUGAAUACCAUGAAUGCUAUUAGGCUGAAAGAAGUAGCAAAAGAAUUCCUGCUUGGGAGAAGAUACAUAAUCGUCUUUGAUGAUGUGUGGGCUAUCGCAGUUUGGCAAUCUAUUCAGCUUGCAUUGCCUAAUGAAAACGAUGGAAGCCGUGUGAUUCUAACGACUAGAAUCAAUGAUGUGGGUUCCUAUUCUAUCCUAGAAUCCAACGGGUAUAAGUAUGAGCUCAAGCCUCUGACAGAAGAAGAGUCGUGGACUCUGUUUUCUCGUAAAACAUUUCAAGAGAGUGCUACUGCUUGCCCCUCACACUUGGAAGAAAUUUCCAAAAACAUCUUAAAAAAAUGCGGGGGACUGCCACUAGCAAUUGUAGCCAUUUCCGGGGUCUUGACUUCAAAGAACAAGAACAAUAUCGAGGAGUGGCAGGUGUUCAACCGCCACCUCGGCUUUGAAUUGGAAGCAAAUGACAGACUCGAGAGUAUCAGAGUCAUUUUGCAGAUUAGUUUCAAAGAGCUUCCUUUCUAUCUAAAGCCAUGCCUUCUGUACAUGAGCAUCUUUCCGGAGAAUCAUUUGAUCGAGCACAACACACUGAUCCGGCUGUGGAUAGCCGAAGGGUUCGUGAAAGAGAGAGAGGGGAGGACACUAGAAGAAGUUGCAGAUGGCUAUCUUAACGAACUCAUCAACAGAAGCUUGAUCCGUGCCAUCCAAAGCAACGACGAUGGAAGCCUCAAGUUAGGCCACAUCCACGACUUCUAUCGGGAGAUUGCUGUUUCGAAAUCUAGAGAUCAUAAUUUCGUGUCAACUGUCAAUGAACAUAUCACUACAUGGCCAAACAAAGCUCGGUGCCUAUCAGUUCAUGGCACUUUUGGAGGUGUACCGAAUAAAAGGUAUGUUGCCAGGCUCCGGUCUUUGCUUACAUUUGAUGUAAUAGAUAGCCAAUCAACAUCUUGUGCAGUCCAGUUGCUCAGUAGCUGCAAGAUGGUGAAAGUUUUAGAUCUCAGAGGAGUUCCUCUAGAAAUUUUCCCAAAAGAAAUUCUGAAACUGCUUCAUCUAAGAUACUUGAGCUUGAGAAGUACGGGAAUAAAGAUGAUUCCCAGAUCUAUCAAGAAUCUCCAAAAUCUUGAAAUCUUGGAUCUUAAACAGACUUUGGUUACUGAACUGCCAGUCGAGAUUCUCAAACUUCAAUUUAUUCGCCAACUUUUAGUGUAUUACCACGGGCAGUACUCAUAUCCAUCUUUCGAGCCAUUUGAACACUUGCACGGUUUUAAGGCACCAGUGGGAAUAGGAGGUUUGUCACGUUUACAGAAACUCAGUUUCAUUGAGUUAAACCAUGGCAGUGGCAUUAUAAGAGAAAUCGGGAUGAUGACUGAUCUGAGGAGACUUAGCAUUACAAAGUUGAGAAGGGAAGACAGUGAAACAUUGUGUUCCAGUAUCGAAAAGCUCCGAUCUUUAAGCAUAAGAUCACUGGAAGGAUGUGAAAUCCUUGAUCUAAGCUUCAUGUCUUCUCCUCCACGCUUUCUUCAGCGGCUAUAUCUGAAGGGCUGCUUACAAAAGGUGCCACAUUGGGUACCGACUCUUAAAGGCCUAGUAAAAGUAUAUUUCCAGUGGAGCCACUUAAUGGAGAAUCCGCUAGAAUAUCUCCAAGACUUACCAAACCUCGUACACAUUGAGUUUCUAAGGUGUUAUGUUGGGGAGACGCUUUGUUUCAAGGCUGGGAAAUUUGAGAAGCUGAGACUGUUAGAUCUCGACAGAUUGGAAGGCCUAAGAUCUGUAACAAUGGAGGUAGGUUCAGUUCCUCUUCUUGAGAAGCUAGUCGUUAGAAGAUGCAACUCUCUGGAGAGAGUGCCUGCUGGAAUCGAACGCCAGGUAAACAUGAAGUUCCUUGAGUUCAUAGACAUGCCAGAAGACUUUGUAGAGACAUUUCUUCCUGAUAGACGAGGCUUAGAUCACUGCAGAAUUGCACACAUUCCCGAGGUUUAUUACGCGUAUUGGAAGGAAGGUCGAUGGAUGGUUUACUCACUCGAGGAUACACAGGUGAAGGAAGACUGCAACAAAUCUGCCAUGAACACAUAUGAACAAAGGAAAUGGCUCUAGCUAGUAAUUGAUUUUGCUUUUG